This is a messenger RNA of Cucurbita moschata (crookneck pumpkin), 1071 nucleotides long. RefSeq names its product protein IQ-DOMAIN 1-like. The transcript is spliced from 5 exons. Gene Ontology annotation, molecular function: protein binding. Lineage: Eukaryota; Viridiplantae; Streptophyta; Magnoliopsida; Cucurbitales; Cucurbitaceae. The record is from RefSeq and is a predicted model, not a curated record. Bases 247 to 1071 code for a protein of 274 amino acids.
AAGCGACCUCCCUCCCUCCAUCGUUAUAUUUUGAAAUUCAAAUGGGAAGCUGUGGUUGGUUGUCCAUGAACUCUCCACUUUCCCACGAAGAACAAAACUAAACCCAUUUCUCUUUCAAAGAUUUUGAAUUGUUCCUCUGCUCAAAAAGGCUGGAGUUCCUUUCUGUCCUUCAGAUAACCAUUGCCUCUAAAGCUUUGACUAUCUGAUAUCAUUUAAUACUCAUUGCUCUGUUUCUUCUCUGAUUUGAUGGGGGGUUCUGGGAAAUGGAGGAAGGUCUUUACAGGGCAGAGGAAGUCUGAGAAGGACGACAAUGAGAAGUUGUGUAGUAAAACUAAGAAAUGGAGGCUAUGGAGGAGCCCUUCAGGGGAUUUGAGCUCUGUAUGGAAGGGUUAUAAAGGGGCACAUAAAGCAGCUUCUGAAGGCUCUGAUUCUCCUCGAGCGCCUGAUUCUUUUACUGCCGCCGUCGCCGCUGUCCUCCGUGCUCCGCCCAAGAAUUUCAGGGUUGUCCGCCAAGAAUGGGCUGCAAUUCGGAUCCAAACUGCAUUUCGUGGUUUCUUGUCUAGGAGGGCUCUUAGAGCCUUGAAGGGAGUGGUGAGGCUUCAAGCUCUGGUGAGGGGUCGUUUGGUGAGGAAGCAGGCAGCUAUUACACUGAGGUGCAUGCAGGCUCUGGUUAGAGUCCAAGCUCGUGUCCGAGCGCGUCAUGUGAGGAUGUCGGUUGAGGGGCAGGCUGUGCAGCAAUUGCUUAAUGAACAUCGCAGCAAGGCUGAUCUCCUAAAGCAAGCUGAGGAAGGUUGGUGUGAUAGCAAAGGGACAAUGGAAGAUAUCAAAGCUAAGUUACAAAUGAAGCAAUAUGGAGCAUUUAAGAGGGAAAGAGCAAUUGCUUACUCUCUUGUUCAGAAGCAAUUGAAGGCAACACCAAGCUCAACUUCGCAAGUAAAUGCAUCGAUUUACGCUCUUAAGAAUUCCGAGUUCGACAAGAACAAUUGGGGAUGGAGUUGGUUGGAGAGAUGGAUGGCAGCNACGUGGAAUAAAAUUUGUAAGAAUUGUAAUUUCCUCCCCAUUUCAAUAUAA